AUGCCGACCGCACAGAAUCAGGCAGGGCUGCAGACAAGAUCGGUGGUCUCCUCUUUCAUCUUCACGGUCGCCAACGGCAGUCCUCGAGUUGCGCUAUUUCGACGCAGCGACAAAGUCUCGACCUAUCACCACUGUCUAGCACCGGUAGCAGGACACAUUCAAAACAACGAAUCGCCAGUGGCAGCGGCAUGGCGCGAGAUCGAGGAAGAGACAACGUUGACGACUUCACACCUGGAGCUCUGGCGGCAGGGAAAGCCAUUUACGUUCGAUGACUCCUCCGUGGGACGACAAUGGACGGUCUAUCCUUUUGGAUUCUGCCUCCGCACCGCAAAAGACGACGCGAUCCGAAUAAACUGGGAGCACGAAGGCUGGAGCUGGUACGACCCUAAUGAGGUGUCCGACGACGAGCAAUUCGGCGGCGUUCCCCGUUUGUCAGAGAGCCUGCGACGGGUUUGGUUCGAAAUGGACAUGAACCCAGCGGCAGCGGGGGCCCUUCGCUCGGGCCUCGAAGAACUAAAGACUGAUCAUCGAAGCGGAUCCCACGAACUGACCUCGAUUGCCGUGAAAUCAUUCCGUGAUAUACUCGUUCAUCUCCGCAGCGAUCGCAAAUGGUGGGAGACUGCCCGGAUGGCAGCAUGGCAUCUGUGGAAAAACGGACGAGAAAGCAUGGGCUCGGCGACCUUGAAUGCUCUUCUCGGUGUCUUGGCCGACAUAGAUGACCUGAAAGACCUCAGCCUGGACGACGAAUGCGCAAUGGAUCGCGUGUUGGGAAGGAUUGACCAUCACCUGGAGGUCCGCCGGCAAAUGCCAGCAUGCAUCAAGGACUCUUUUGUCGCCUAUCUCCAAGCCAACGGAUCACGGGAUACACAGACCUUGUCCAUUCUCACACUGUCUGCGAGUUCCACGAUUCGAGAUAGUAUCCUCGAUGCCUUUUCAUCCCUCCCGAUGCCAAAUUUGGACCUGCGCAUCCUAGAGUCUCGUCCGCUCUUUGAAGGAGCCAGUAUGGCCUCGUCUUUGCUCUCGGCAUUUGAAUCGAAGUUUCCGGCAGCGACGGGUCGACAUCUCAGACUCACCGUGUACACCGAUGCGUCUGCCGCGCUGGCCGCAACAAAUGUCGAGUUUGUUCUUCUAGGAGCCGACCGUCUCUCGUCAUCGGGCUGGGUCAGCAAUAAGACUGGAUCACUCCCCGCUGUCCUCAGCGCGAAACAUGUUAGCCCUAGCUGUAAGGUCUUGGUGUUCAGUGGGUUAGAGAAGGUCGCUGAGCCCGGUGCAGAGCACGAGCAUGAGCCCGAAGAAAAUGACUAUCGGGAAGUGAUGAUUCCAUGGAUUGAAUGCAGUGUCCGAGGCGUGAACAUCCUCGAAGAGGGUAUUCGAGGCAUACCUCCCAAGACUGCCAAUUGCCAUGUCCAAGUCAAAAAUAUCUACUUUGAAUGGGUACCCUCCGAAAUGAUCGACGGGUAUAUCUGUGAAAAAGGGAUGGUUUCUGCGGCAGCCAUUCGAAAGUGCGCACAGGAAGUGAGGGAAAAUAGCAGGGCAUACUUUGAUUCGCUAUGA
Messenger RNA from Penicillium argentinense, 1554 nucleotides. Its product is annotated as translation initiation factor eIF-2B subunit family protein. The transcript has 2 exons. The record is from RefSeq and is a predicted model, not a curated record. Lineage: Eukaryota; Fungi; Ascomycota; Eurotiomycetes; Eurotiales; Aspergillaceae. Gene Ontology annotation, molecular function: hydrolase activity; S-methyl-5-thioribose-1-phosphate isomerase activity. The coding region runs from base 1 to 1554 and encodes 517 amino acids.